AUGGAUCGUCAUGAUGGCACCAGCAAUGGGACAGCCAGGCUACCUCAGCUGGGCGGCGUGGGCCAGAGCCCCUACACGAGCGCGCCUCCGCUUUCCCACACUCCUAACUCGGACUUCCAGCCUCCGUACUUCCCUCCACCAUACCAGCCUAUCUACCCGCAGUCUCAGGACCCGUACUCUCACGUCAACGACCCCUACUCACUCAACUCUCUGCACGCCCAGCAGCAGCAGCACCCGGGCUGGCCCCAGAGGCAGAGCCAGGACAGUGGCCUGCUGCACCAGCACCGCAGCUUACCCCAUCAGCUGUGUCGGGAGUACCGCCGGGAGGUGCUGCUGCCCGGACAUGGCCUGGACUCGGGGCUGUCGGACUCUAUCCCUAUCCAUGGAAUACCUCACUCAUUAGAAGACGUUCAGUCUGUUGAGGAUCAAGGAAUCCACAUUCCCGACCAGACUGUAAUUAAAAAAGGUCCAGUGUCCUUAUCCAAGAACAACAACGUGUCCAUCCCCGUCAAUAAGGAUGGUCUUUUCGGCGGGGUAGUAAACCCAAAUGAGGUCUUCUGCUCGGUUCCGGGUCGCCUGUCUCUGCUCAGCUCCACAUCAAAGUACAAGGUCACGGUGGCCGAAGUGCAGAGACGCCUCUCGCCGCCUGAGUGCCUGAACGCCUCACUGCUGGGCGGGGUGCUGAGGAGGGCCAAGUCUAAAAAUGGAGGCAGGUCCUUGAGGGAAAAGCUGGACAAAAUCGGCUUGAAUCUACCUGCGGGCAGACGCAAGGCGGCCAACGUCACUCUACUGACGUCACUCGUAGAAGGCGAAGCCGUGCAUCUCGCAAGAGACUUUGGUUAUGUCUGUGAGACCGAGUUUCCAGCCAAGGCAGUAGCUGAAUAUGUAAACCGUCAGCAUUCCGAUCCAAAUGAACAAGUCCAAAGAAAAAACAUGCUAUUGGCUACAAAGCAAGUGUGCAAAGAGUUCACAGACCUGUUGUCCCAGGACCGCUCGCCUCUGGGAAACUCACGGCCGCAGCCGAUCCUCGAGCCCGGAAUCCAGAGCUGUUUGACCCACUUCAGCCUCAUCUCUCACGGUUUUGGCACGCCAGCCUUGUGUGCGGCAGUCACAGCGCUGCAGAACUAUCUUACCGAGGCAAUCAAAGCCAUGGACAAAAUGUACCUCAACAACAAUCCCAACAGUCACUCAGAUAACGGCACUAAAGGCGGAGACAAAGACGAGAAGCACAGAAAGUGA
Knipowitschia caucasica is the source of this 1239-nucleotide messenger RNA. The record is from the annotation of a GenBank genome assembly. Lineage: Eukaryota; Metazoa; Chordata; Actinopteri; Gobiiformes; Gobiidae.